Molecule: messenger RNA, 2216 nt
Organism: Oncorhynchus keta (chum salmon)
Lineage: Eukaryota; Metazoa; Chordata; Actinopteri; Salmoniformes; Salmonidae
Exons: 10
Coding region: 447-2216 (589 amino acids)
Source: RefSeq, a predicted model, not a curated record
AUCUUAGGUAUGUUCAUAGAGACCGGUUAAUACUGAAGACCUGGCUGUAUGUCUAUGAAGCAUUCUUAGAGCCUGAAAAAGGUUUAACAAACUGAGCUGCUGAACUGAGCUGUGUGACGGAGGGUCAGAGAACAGAGGUUGAGACAACAGAGAGGCUCAAAACAAAGAGGCUUGUACUGGGUUGUUGCGUGCCCAACGGGAGCUGCAGGUGUAUAUAUCAGGGAAAGCAACACAGGCAGACAGACUGAGGUAACUGGAGCAGGCCCUGACACUCCCUCCAGGACAGACUGAGAGAGAGAGGCCCUGACACUCCCUCCAGGACAUACUGAGAGAGAGAGAGAGAGAGAGAGAGGCCCUGACACUCCCUCCAGGACAGACUGAGAGAGAGAGAGACGCUCUGAGGUACCGACUUGCAGGACUUCUCCUACAGGGUCACCCAGCACAACAUGCAGGGGGAGAGUGAACACGAACACCAAGACGAUAACAUGGAAGCCACUGCCGUUAAAGAGACAAGGACUGUAUCCAGCCAUAGCAACCCUAUCAACCCUAGCAACCCUAUCAACCCGAGCAACCAUAGCGCGACUGCGGAGCAAGGCCGAGACUCAGUCAACCGUAACGGCCGCACCAGAGGGACGUUGUCCCCCACGGAGGUUGCGUCUCUACGGGGUCUCAGGAAGACGCAGAGCAGCUCGUUGGAGGAGGAAGAGAAGGUCUCCGGGACCAAUAAGAGGACGGUGCUGUCCAGAGGAUCUAAUCUAACCCGCUCCGGGAGUGUCAAGGACCUGAUUCACAAGUUCUCGGGCUCCUCGUCAGUCAAUGAAAACGACUCACCGGUUCUGUCAAUGGGCGGAUCCCUGCCCGAAAACUCUAACCGGCCAAUCAGGAUGUCCACGGCCAGAACUGUGGAGGUACUGGCCUAUCAGAACUCCCAGUCCAACCCAAACACAGCCACUCCCAGUAGUACCACAGUACAGACACAGAGCCCAGGCAGGAUGUCCACGGCCAAGUCCACCUCCCAGUCCAACCCAGCCAUUCACAGCAGCAGCGCCGUAGAGAACCAGAACCCGGUACCUUCUAUCGAACUAACCCCUCCACCCAUGGAGUCUCAGCCCGGCCUUAAGGGGACGAAGACAGGCUCACCACAGCCCAGGAGUCCUUCAGACAGUCAUUCCCAGAAGGGCGAGGGCCAGAACCAGGGUGGCUCUCACAAAGAUUCCAUGGCAGGCUCUGGAUUGGCUUCGGAAUCAGACUUUAAUCCCAACAAGAGGCCUGAAAGUCCCCCGUCUGAAGACGAGCCAUCCAAUCCCAUCAAAGUCCGCCAGAACCCCAAAUACCAGCUGUACCUGAGUGGAGACGUGCCGGGGAACGGAUCCAGGGAUACGAAUGGAACAUUUGGGGGAGAGAACGUGAACGGGAUGGAACCCAGGAACAGUUCCCGUUGGGACAGCGCUAGUUCCAGAUUCGGGCCAAACUAUCACGGGUCCCUGGAAUCUCUGGCCUCUCGGGACUGGGACACCAUGUCGGACAGGCUGGGAGGUUUUGAGAGUCCUCCCAGGGUGUUCAACAGUCCCUACGCUACAGCGGCUUCCACGGACUACAACCCUGGCAUGUACCGGAUGUCAGAGUAUAAGGAGGGGUUGUCUCCAGCCACAUCAGAGCUGAACCUGUUCAACAGCUACAACAGCAGGAGUACCAGCCCUGUGCCCUCCUUCACCCGGACUGUGACCGCCCCACGUGCACCCUUCUCAACCUACGACACCAUCAGGAGGCGGGACCAGCAGGGGAUGUCAAGCCAACUCCACAUGCGUUCCACUGUGUCGUCUGUCGCUAUGCCCAACAAGAGAGACUACAUCGAGGAGUUGACCAGGCAGUUGGAUGCCUGUCAGAAGAGGAACCAGUUCCUGGAGGCAGAGAGCGUAGAGAUGGACAAGGAGAGGAACCAGAUCAGGUUGGAGAUGAGAAGCCUGUUGGUGAACAACGAGGACCUUCUCAGAACCAACAGUACCCUGCAGAUGGAGAUGAGUAGGAUGAGGAUGAGGAUGGUAGAGCUGGAGAGAGACAACACGGCCAUGACGGAACGCUUCAGAGUUAUGGAGGUAGGCUUCUGGACUACACAGAAACUACACUGUACCACUGGACUACACAGAAACUACACUAACACUGGACUACACAGAAACUACACUGUAUCACUGGACUACACAGAAACUACACAGUAA